Molecule: messenger RNA, 3386 nt
Organism: Python bivittatus (Burmese python)
Lineage: Eukaryota; Metazoa; Chordata; Lepidosauria; Squamata; Pythonidae
Source: RefSeq, a predicted model, not a curated record
GAGGGGUAAAACUUUGAUUCAGAAGAAGCCCACUAUGUAUCCAGAUUGGAAAACUUCCUUUGAUGCCCAUAUCCAUGAAGGACGGGUGAUUCAGAUUGUUCUCAUGAAGGCAGCAGAAGAGCCAUUGUCUGAAGUGACUGUAGGUGUAUCUGUUCUGGCUGAAAGAUGUAAGAAAGGCAACGGGAAAGCAGAGUUCUGGCUUGAUUUACAACCUCAAGGAAAAGUACUGAUGGCUGUACAAUAUUUUCUAGAAGAUGGAGAUAGUUUGCAAUCAAUAAGAGAAGAUGAAGGAACUGUGACUAUAAAUAGAAGAGGAGCAAUCAAACAGGCAAAGAUCCACUAUAUUAAAAAUCAUGAGUUUAUUGCCACUUUUUUUGGACAACCUACAUUUUGCUCUGUCUGCAAAGAUUUUGUCUGGGGCCUAAAUAAGCAAGGAUACAAAUGUAGACAAUGUAAUGCUGCUAUUCACAAAAAGUGCAUUGAUAAAAUCAUUGGGAGAUGUACUGGAACUGCAGCAAACAGUAGAGAUACAAUGUUUCAGAAGGAGCGCUUUCAUAUCGAUAUGCCUCACAGGUUCAAAGUUUAUAAUUACAUGAGCCCUACUUUCUGCGAUCACUGUGGUAGUCUUCUCUGGGGAAUAGUUAAACAAGGAUUAAAAUGUGAAGAGUGUGGAAUGAAUGUGCACCAUAAAUGUCAAAAGAAAGUGGCAAAUCUAUGUGGAAUCAAUCAGAAAUUAUUGGCAGAAGCUUUAAAUCAAGUUAGUCAGAAGUCUACUAGAAAAUCUGAUUCAGGGUCAGCAGAAAGUGUUGGAAUUUACCAGGAUUUUGACAAGAAACCUAAAGCCUUUGGUGUAGAUAUGACAGAUAAUAAUGAAUAUGAUAAACUGUGGGAGGGAAGGUCACCCUCACGACUAUCCAGUAGGAGGAAGUUCAACAUAGAUAGUUUUAUAUUCCAUAAGGUCCUUGGAAAAGGAAGCUUUGGAAAGGUACUACUUGCUGAGCUUAAGGGGAAGAAUGAAUUUUUUGCAGUAAAAGCUUUGAAAAAAGAUGUGGUACUUAUUGAUGAUGAUGUGGAGUGUACCAUGGUGGAAAAGCGGGUCUUAGCGCUUGCGUGGGAAAACCCAUUUCUUACACAUCUUUACUGCACUUUUCAGACUAAGGACCAUUUGUUCUUUGUUAUGGAGUUCCUCAAUGGUGGAGAUCUAAUGUUCCACAUACAGGACAAAGGUCGUUUUGAUCUUUUCAGAGCUACAUUUUAUGGAGCGGAAAUACUGUGUGGUUUACAGUUUCUUCAUAGUAAAGGCAUUAUUUAUAGGGAUCUCAAAUUAGAUAAUGUGAUGCUUGAUAAAGAAGGCCAUAUCAAAAUAGCUGACUUUGGGAUGUGUAAGGAGAAUGUAUUUGGAGAGAACAAGGCAACAACUUUCUGUGGUACUCCAGAUUAUAUAGCACCCGAAAUCUUACAAGGCCUGAAGUAUACAUUUUCUGUAGACUGGUGGUCAUUUGGAGUUUUAUUGUAUGAGAUGCUUAUUGGACAGUCUCCUUUCCACGGUGAUGAUGAAGAUGAGUUAUUUGAGUCAAUACGAGUAGAUACUCCUCAUUACCCACGUUGGAUUACCAAGGAAUCCAAAGAUAUACUAGAGAAGCUGUUUGAAAGAGAUCCAACAAAGCGACUGGGAAUAACUGGAAACAUCAGAGAUCAUCCUUUUUUCAAAGCAGUUAAUUGGGCAACACUGGAAAAGAGAGAGAUGGAACCUCCUUUCAAACCAAAAGUGAAAUCACCAGGUGACUAUAACAAUUUUGACAGAGAGUUUUUGAGUGAGAAACCUCGACUAUCGUACAGUGACAAAAACUUAAUAGAUUCUAUGGAUCAGUCUGCAUUUGCUGGUUUCUCGUUUAUCAACCCUAAAUUUGAGCGAAUUCUGGAGAAAUGAUUAUUAAUUAAACAGAACUCUGAGAUACAGCCCUAAUGGAAGCUUUCCAGCUCUCCACAUGGAAUGUGACUGAAAGACAUUCACCUCAUAAUGACCAACUGGGUAGUGAUUAAUAAUACUUCUGCUAAUUCUUUAGCAACUGGCAGCAACUUUGUCUUGCAAGGCUGAAGUACCCUUGUGAAUCAUGUGUAAGUGAUUUUCUCUGCAGCUGGGAAAGUGUAGAUGUAUGUGUGUUGUUAUUUGAAUGUAGUUAUCUAUUUGGACAGUGUGUGUGUGUUGGGGAGUACGCUUUAUUUUGCUUCAGAGGGGAGAUAUUAUGAUGGUAUCUUUUAAAUACAGCUAACACGUUCAUUUUCAUCAAGCAAAAUGACUUGACAUUCUAUUCAAUUAAAUCUGGGCUUCAAAUUUUUAGUAAGUGCCAUCAGUUAACACACUGCUUUACAGGCUUCCUGUAACAUGUUUACAUCCUUCCUUAAAACUAUUUUCUUUCAGUUCCUGGAUAAAGGUGUAUUGAAAAUAGUGAAAUAGAAUGUUAAAAAGUGACUUUUUCUUGCUCAUUUCCACCACACAUAAUUGUGUUAGUUGAUUAGAAUAAAAACAGUCUUUGGUGACACCUUAAAGAUAAACACAUGUAUUAUUGGGUAACCACCUGGAGUUGCUGGGAGCCAGGCAGUACAUAAAUUUAUUAAAUAAAGACUACCCAAGAGCUUGUAAUAUAUGUUUGCUAAUUUUUAAUGCAUCACAAGACUAUUAAUAUUUCUGAAGAAACUUGUAUCUACAAACUGAAAUUCAUACAUGAUGGAGCAAAUUCCAUAAUUCAGUGGGAGUUAUUUCUGAGUAAACAGAUCUGAAACAAAUUGUGCAUCUUUUUCCAAAAACCGUGACAGGGGCAAAGAAAAUAAACCUGGCUGCAUGAACUUUCAGCCUAUUUGAGAACAUUUUAAGUAUUGUUUUGAUUUUGGAAUAAAUGGAUGACUCCAAAGCACACAUAUGAGUUUUGCAGGUACAUUUUUAGCAACAACAAAGAGUGGGAAUAGAUACAUUAAGCUUCUGUGAGGCAAAAUGUAUUUCUACUUAGAAACCCCUCACAAUAUGCACAAAUUGAACAAAUUUAGACCCACAGACCCUUUGAUGUCACUGGUCAUGGCCUCCAAGUAGCACCUACCAACUGAGAAAGGUUGCCCAUUAGUGUAGGCCAAUAUAAGCUUUGUCAUCACUUAAGGACCACUGGUGAGACUGUCUGGUUUCUGUAGGAUUACUUAAAUGUGCAGUUUGUUAUGACAAGUAAAGGCUUUGUUUUUUGAUUUUAUAACAAAAUCUGUUUUUUGUAGACAGAUAAUGGUAACAUGUAUACAACAGAGCUGAAACUUGAGGACUCAGAGAAGUUGAUUUUGGACUGUUACUCUUGAAAGACUUGAUGACACAUAACAUGUAAAUAAAGAACUGUGUUCUGUCA